Messenger RNA from Rubroshorea leprosula, 1679 nucleotides. The record is from the annotation of a GenBank genome assembly. NCBI's taxonomy places the organism in Eukaryota, Viridiplantae, Streptophyta, Magnoliopsida, Malvales, Dipterocarpaceae.
CGUGAUUCUUGAGCAAACCGAAGGGCGAGAUUUGUCAUUACGAAGAGAGCGGGCAAAAGCAACGCUGGGAAUAGCCAUUUCUGACGGACCCCAAAUAUUCAUCAAUUUCCCUUAGUAAGCAUCUUGAAGAAAGUCUUCGCCUUUCCUUCCAAAGAGAAAAAGAUGAGAGAGAUAAUCAGCAUACAUAUUGGGCAAGCAGGAAUUCAGGUGGGGAAUUCUUGCUGGGAGCUAUACUGUCUCGAACAUGGCAUCCAACCCGAUGGCAUGAUGCCCAGUGACACCUCUGUUGGGGUUGCACGUGAUGCUUUCAACACUUUCUUCAGUGAGACUGGUUCAGGAAAGCAUGUGCCUAGAGCUAUAUUUGUUGAUCUUGAACCAACUGUGAUUGAUGAAGUCAGGACAGGUCCUUAUCGACAGCUCUUCCAUCCUGAGCAGCUAAUUUCUGGGAAGGAAGAUGCUGCUAAUAAUUUUGCUAGGGGACACUAUACAGUUGGGAGGGAAGUUGUAGAUCUCUGCCUUGAUCGGGUGAGGAAAUUAGCUGAUAAUUGCACUGGUUUGCAAGGGUUUUUGGUGUUUAAUGCCGUUGGUGGUGGAACUGGCUCUGGUCUGGGGUCUUUGUUAUUGGAACGAUUGUCUGUAGAUUAUGGAAAGAAAUCAAAGCUUGGAUUCACCAUCUACCCUUCACCUCAGGUCUCAACGGCAGUUGUGGAGCCUUAUAAUAGUGUUCUAUCCACUCAUUCACUUCUUGAGCACACAGAUGUUGCAGUUCUUUUGGACAAUGAAGCAAUUUAUGAUAUUUGCCGGAGGUCCCUAGAUAUUGAGAGGCCAACUUAUACCAAUUUGAACCGACUCAUAUCUCAAAUCAUAUCAUCCUUGACAACUUCUUUAAGGUUUGAUGGAGCUAUUAAUGUGGACAUUACAGAGUUUCAGACAAAUCUUGUGCCAUAUCCACGUAUCCAUUUCAUGCUUUCCUCUUAUGCUCCUGUUAUAUCAGCUGAGAAAGCAUACCAUGAGCAACUAUCAAUUCCUGAGAUUACAAAUGCAGUGUUUGAGCCUUCAAGCAUGAUGGCAAAGUGUGAUCCCCGGCUUGGCAAGUACAUGGCCUGCUGCUUGAUGUACCGUGGAGAUGUUGUGCCAAAGGAUGUUAAUGCUGCUGUUGCCACCAUCAAAACUAAGAGAACUGUUCAGUUUGUUGACUGGUGCCCAACAGGCUUCAAAUGUGGUAUUAACUAUCAGCCCCCAACAGUUGUACCUGGAGGUGAUCUUGCGAAGGUGCAGCGAGCUGUUUGCAUGAUCAGUAACAAUACAGCAGUUGCAGAGGUUUUCUCUCGCAUUGAUCACAAGUUUGAUCUCAUGUAUGCAAAAAGGGCUUUUGUGCAUUGGUAUGUGGGUGAGGGCAUGGAAGAAGGUGAAUUCUCUGAAGCCCGUGAAGAUCUGGCUGCUCUUGAGAAAGAUUAUGAGGAAGUGGCCACUGAAGAUGUUGAUGAUGGAGAGGAAGGUGAAGAUUAUUGAUGCACUUGUGCAAGUGGAGGUUCUGCCCACCAACCUUCCCCCUAUAUUAUGAUGCCAUGUUGCCUUAUGUAGCUUCAUUGUCUUUCUGGAUGCUGUAAGAGUGUCAAAAUUAUGCCUGUCCAAUGUUUAGACCUUUGCUUUUGUGCCAAUAAUGAAGUGAUACAGCA